UGUACCGACGUCGUUUUAUUUUUUCGCAGUUCGCUUUCUGUCACGGACGAAUCUCGGUUACGGAAUUGCCUUUUACUUUUAAGCGCAAUGCAACAUUCCAUCUUUUGGAUGGCCAGUACUUUAUUCUUUGGCCUAAUCGCCUUAGAAAUAUCUUGUGAACCUUUUGCAAAACAUAUAGAGACGCAUUUUACAUCACCUUUAAUCAGGGAACCUGAUUUUGAUGAUCACAAUUGGUGGGAUGUCCAACACACAUCUUUCCCGUAUUCUUGGAGACACGAAAACCGCGGUCGGAAAUUAUGGCACGACAACAGACCAGAACCUCCGAUGUCACCUUUUCACCCAGGUGAAUUACCCAUAGGACUUCGGACUCCUUUUCCAGGCUUCAGGGAUUCGAUUUACGAAAGAGUGAUCAAACCUCACUUAAGUUAUAGCUUUGUCGCACGUCAAAAUAAUGCAGUUAACUAUGUAGAGAAAAAUGUUCUCUUUCGACACGAGGUGGAAAACUUUAAAUACCAAUCUAAAAGGCACCAAAUUAAAAAAUCUCGGCUCAGUAGAACAAACUAUCAAGAUAAGGAGAUUAACAAUGCGAAAUUAUUUAACGGCCACAAACCUCAAACACCUGGAAUUGGCGAUUUACCUGUUAGCGAUCCUUGGAAGCCCAUCCUGUAUAACGAAUUUGUCUACAAUCCUUAAACCAAGUUGAUUUGGCUCUGCUUUUAAAUGUCCCUGAUGUAAUACGUAUUGCAUUUGAUCUAUCCAAAUUGAAAUAAAUGAAGCAAACCUUUUUUUUAAA
This is a messenger RNA of Daphnia carinata, 793 nucleotides long. RefSeq lists its product as uncharacterized. The transcript has 4 exons. The record is from RefSeq and is a predicted model, not a curated record. Lineage: Eukaryota; Metazoa; Arthropoda; Branchiopoda; Diplostraca; Daphniidae. Bases 88 to 693 code for a protein of 201 amino acids.